AUUACCUCGGGAACAUACAGUGCCAGUAUAAUAAGAUUGUUAAUUCAAGUUUGUCGGAGCAUGUUGCUGCUUCCUGAUGAGAUGGUGGUUUAUAACAGGUACGUUACGAUGUUGUUCGGUGUGUUUAACACGAAUUCUACCAUGCAUUUUGAAAAUACUCGACUCUGGUUAGUUCAUAGGAUAUAAAUGACAAUAAUCCCCUCUAAUUGAAACAGCUGAUUUGACCAACGCAUCACCGCGGAAGUUUAAAAACAUUCUCAGUCAUUGUCUGUAGUCAUUUGAAAUGUUAUAAUUCUAUGUGCAAUUAUUGAUUUACCUCCUCACAAUGAGGUCAUAAUAGUGACGUGCGAUGGAGGAUUGUUUACUGCACAACAUUGUAUAUAAUACAGAGCCGUCAAUAGCGCAGCUGUCUUUAAGUAGUUCAACGAACGAACAAUGUACAAUAAGAAACUAUUGGACAUGUGUACGAGAACUUCAAAACAGGUUGUCAAUAACCUAAAUAGACUGAGACUGCCACGACACAUCCACACGAACGGUAUUACUAAGCUUUGAUGUACUGGUUCUCGGCCGCAGCUAGUGGGGCAAUUAAGAAGCAAGCGAACGUUCUGUAAGCUGUAGCUUGUUCGUCGGCGGUUCUAACAACAGACGGGCAGCGGUCUCUUCCGUCCAUACAUCAUGAGGUUGCUAACAAUAAAGACCUUAUCCAUCGUGAUGUUGGUGUGGGUCGCCGUGGUGAUGUUGCUGUUGCGGCUUAAUAGGACAGGUGCUACAUCGAGGGCGGAUACGUUGGCGGACACCGAUUUGAAAACAAACAUGGAUCACUCCCUCGUACUCCCCUCUUUCGGCGUCGUAAACGUUAUGGAAGAACACCAUGAAGCUUUGAUGUACUGGUUCUCGGCCGCAGCUAGUGGGGCAAUUAAGAAGCAAGGGAACGUUCUGAUUCACAUAGACGGUCACUCAGACGCCGCCCCACCAGAGUAUUGGAGGAAGAUGCCUCUCUUUCGGUUACCUACCAACCAGAGGGAGGUGAAGCUAAUGAUGGAGAGGAACGACGUCUUUAUUCAGGUCGCUGCUGCCACAGGGUUGAUCAAUCGUUUCAUCUGGGUUUGGCCCCCGUAUGACGCUGGAGGCUUCCUCCACGAAACGAACGCCCCCUACGUGUCUAUUCGACUGAGAAUCGGCGUAAUGUACAGACAUGGGGAGACUGAUGGUGACAGAUACAUACUGGAACGCUGUGUUUGCGCAGAAUCUGACCACUUCACGAUAGACAACCCAUGUACCUGGAUUGAUGCAGAUGUUGAAAAUGAUUCUGAGGAUUAUGUUGUCAUACCUGAGUCUAGAUGUAUGGAUAUGUCGCUAAAGGGCACGUUGGAGUUCGUGAGUACAGACAAGGCUGUAGAGUUGGCAAACUCCGGCAGCUGGAUCACGGCGAGUGACAGCGUCAUCCUGGACAUUGACGAGGACUACUACGCCUGUGAAGCUGUGUCCGCUCCUCUGUACGAUGCCGGGAUGAGUAAGGCUCAAAUCUAUGACAUAUCAUUCAGUGUAGGGAAGCUUAUGUGUGUUGACAAUGCUCACGAUGAAAUGCUGGCUGAUAAAUUCUUUCAUGACAUGUUAAAGAUCACACUCACACAUCUCAAGCUCUGCGGUAGCGGAAGAGCAAAAGAUGACAGAUCAUGUUCUGACUCACUUUCUAAGAGGAAUUCAGUUAUUGAUAAACUCCACAAUGUACUGGAAAAGGCUAGGCAUGUUAUGUGCCUGCCUAACGAAUCUACCUAUUUUAUACUUGGUCGUCUACUCGACGACCUCCUUUACCUUGAUGAGCGUCAGUUGGAGGAACUUAUCACUGUUGGCGUGUGUAUGAACAAGUCCCCAAGGAGUACAGGCUUCAACCGAAAUGAUGGCAUGGUGUUAUGCCACGGUUACAAUGGGCCUAAUACAACGCUCAUCAUAUACCACAGCGUUGACGAGAAGGAGAUUGACAACACCACCAACCAUCUCAAGACUAUCCUCUCACAGUCAUUCACUCCUGGUGUGGUGACUCUCAUCCGUUCUGUACGGGAUGGUUAUACUCCGAGGAAACAUUUCCACAUUAUUGAGCCUAAAAUUCUCAAUGUUUUGAAGACCACGUUCCCAGACCAUAUAAACGACAGUAGCAUACACUAUGACUCGGAGCUGCUGGGAGGAAAAGAUGGGUGGUAUUUGAGAUACAAGAAAAUUAAGUCUUAAUUAUAUGUGUAAGUAAAUAUGCAAAUAGUGCAGGACCUUACCCAUUUAUAUGUAUAUGUCUUUAGUUUUCGUCUUAGAAAAAGAUUUUCCGUCACUGCUCCAAGAAAGUAGGAGCUUCCGGAAACAAUUUCAAAUUAAAUUUCCAGCGAACAUUCGUUUUGUGUAAAACCUGAGGCAACUUUUCUACUAUUUACUGGAACAAUUUAUAUAUUUUUCCCAGUGUCAAUGAAUGUCAAAUGGUCGGUCCCUAAGGCCUGUGGCCUAUGUCAGAUCUAUAAGAGCAGUGUAAAGAACAAUUUCUGAAACAAACAUCAAUCCAGAUCAAAUGUAUGGAUUGAUUUUCGAAGGUGCCUGGAAAAAUAUUUAAUCUGCAAUUGAUUUAAAUAAGCACAUAUAUGUAGGCAGAGACCAUAUACUAGAGGGAAUAUGGUCUUUGAUUUAGGCUACAUAACCAAAUAAAAAAUAUUAAAUUUAGAAAAUAACUGACUGUCGUAUUGUUUUGGUAAACGAAAACCGUGAUUGGAUAAUCAAGAAAAUCAGUAAAUCCUUUGCAAGAAUGUUUAGACGAUGUUGUAUGGGAGAUUUGGAAUGUUGGUCUCAUAACACAUAUUACAAUUGCAUUAUACUAUUAACUAGGUUGAUAAAUCAAUACAAAUUACUGCACAGCAAUCACAUUGGCAGUAUGCAGUAGUGGUAGUACAAAAUUCAAAGGCAGUAUCAAAUACAAUAUUAUCAUCAAUAACAUUGAUCUAUCCACAACAGUGGUCAAGCUUCCACAAUACAUGCAAUACACCAAAACAGCUCAUUUCACACUCAAACAGCUCAUGAAACACACUCAAACUCAUGCAAUACACACAAACAGUUCAUUUCACACUCAAACAACUCAUGGCAUACACUUAAGCAGCUCAGGCUAUACACGCAAACAAAUCAUGUCAUACACUCAAACAGAUGAUGUCAUACACUCAACCACAUCAUGUCAUACACUCAAACAGGUCAUGUCAUGCACUCAAACAGAUCAUGUCAUACACUCAACCACAUCAUGUCAUACACUCAACCACAUCAUGUCAUACACAAUAAAUAAGUCAGGUGUUAUGUUCUGACUGUUGACAUGAUGGCAUGUGUUUUUAAGAAGCUCGUGUAGACAAUGAAACGUAACAGUGGCAUGGUAAAGCUACCGUUACGUGCGAACAUAGCGGGAGUAAACCAAUGAAAUUGGUGACGUCUAGGAUUGCAGAACUUCCGGCUUCCCAUUAAGUUAAAACGUCGUGAAAUAACUGAAAUUGUGUGACUGUCAAACACGACAGAUAAGGCCGUUCUCUUUGUUUACUAAGAAGAUCACUUCAAUAACGGCUUCAGGAAGUUUAUUUCACAAUCAUGCUUAGAAACGAAAACAAGUAAUGCCGCUUAAUUUUAUAUAUUAUUAUUUCGAUUUUUAUAUUUACAUUCGCAUUUGUUCAAUAUCGAACUAUUUUAAGUUCAUAUAUUAAGUCCACUCUUCUGAAUGAUGGGUAAAUACCCAACCAAGCUAACGUGGCAUAUACAUGUAAAUGUAUACAUGUAAACCGAUCGUAAACAUGAGGAAUAAAAAAGUGUCAUUUAUGCACAUUGUGAAAGAGAAACGUGGUUAUAUAUAUAAAACCACGUUAUUCCCGGUGUAAAAUUUAAAAAAUUGCAAACCGGACAGAAUCACAGUGUCAGGGAAGUAGUAUUAAAUUUCUCUUCCAGCAAUUGUAUUCUCUAUUUGUGACGUAAUUGUACAGAUUGAAUAAACACUUGUGUAGGCACAGUGGCUAUGUAAUUACCUCGGGAACAUACAGCGCCAGUAUAAUAAGAUUGUUAAUUCAAGUUUGUCGGAGCAUGUUGCUGCUUCCUGAUGAGAUGGUGGUUUAUAACAGGUACGUUACGAUGUUGUUCGGUGUGUUAAACACGAAUUCUACCAUGCAUUUUGAAAAUACUCGACUCUGGUUAGUCAAUAGGAUAUAAAUGACAAUAAUCCCCUCUAAUUGAAACAGCUGAUUUGACCACCGCAUCACCGCGGAAGUUUUAAAAAAAUUCUCAGUCAUUGUCUGUAGUCAUUUGAAAUUUUAUAAUUCUAUGUGCAAUCAUAGAUUUACCUCCUCACAAUGAGGUCAUAAUAGUGACGUGCGAUGGAGGAUUGUUUACUGCACAACAUUGUAUAUAAUACAGAGCCGUCAAUAGUGCAGCUGUCUUUAAGUAGUUCAACGAACGAACAAUGUACAAUAAGAAACUAUUGGACAUGUGUACGAGAACUUCAAAACAGGAUGUCAAUAACCUAAAUAGACUGAGACUGCCACGACACAUCCACACGAACGGUAUUACUAAGGUGAGUUUAAAUAUAUCAUUAUUAUUAAUGGGACCGUUUUUACCUUAUCUGCAGCAUAUGACUAUUUUAUGGCAUAGAUUUAUAUGAACAUAAUACAUGAAUAAAUCAAAAAUACAACAUUAUCUAUUCACACCAGGCAAAAGAGAUUUGUAUAAACUACAUUGAACAACCUCACAGAAAUAAUGGUGUUACUACUAAGUCUUAAUAUCAUGUAUGUAGCAUUCUCCGAAAUAUGUCACUACUUUAUAAUAUUUGUAGGUUUCUCCGAAAUAUGUAACUACUUUAUGUUAUGUUCAACAUUCUCCGAAAUAUAUAAGUGCUUUAUCUCAUGUGUAUCAUUCCCCGAAAUAUGUAAGUACUUAAUAUUAUGUUUAGCAUUCCCCGAAAUAUAUAAGUACUUUAUCUUAUGUGAAGCAUUCUCUAAAAUAUAUAAGUACUUUAUCUUAAUUAUGUGUAGCAUUCCCCGAAAUAUAUAACUACCUUAUCAUAUUCUCAGCAUUCCCCGAAAUAUAUCAGUACUUUAUCUUAUGUGUAGUAUUCCCCGAAAUAUAUAAGUACUUUAUCUUAAUUAUGUGUAGCAUUCCUCGAAAUAUAUAAGUACUUUAUCUUAUGUGCAGCAUUCCUCGAAAUAUCUAACUACUUUAUCUUAUGCUCAGAUAGCUCUCUGUUUACAUUCCAAGCUACAUCCACUCCUAAACAUAGUCAGAGGAGCAAUGCAUCCAAAUAGGAAUACGGCAAACCCAAGUCAUUAAGAAAUCAGGCUCAAAUAGAUACUGCACUGACAUCAAACUGUCUACGGUCACCAGUAUGUACAUGGAACAUAAGAGGUCUGCGAAGUAAAUGAGAUGAUAUUGGUUUUCUUGACUAUUGCUCCUUUAGGCUUUUACCACAAAAUACUGUAGGCAACAGAAUGGAGAGUAAGCAUAUACCUGUUAUCUUUUAUAAGCUAAUGUAAAGGAUACCGUACCAGUAGAAUGUAUACCAUGUCCUGUCAAGUAUAGAUGGAAUACGUUGCAUGUUGACACGUUUAUAGCCAACAUUUUUGCCCUAAAAGAUUUUGUAACAGACCAUGUUAUUGUUGUCGACAAAGAUGUUAACGAAGUCUUAGAUUAUUUUUUUUGGUCGUAAACUACUUGAAUCAGCAAAAUGUGUGAAAGAGAAAGUUCGUAAUCCCAGAAUGUUUGAUUUUUCAUGAGAGCUAAGAAGGAAGUCAAGAGUAGUUAUCACACUUCAAAAAUUGCAAGAGUUCUAUUUGCAGAAUAUGAUAUUGUAAAUUGAGAAACAAAUACAUGAGCGCCAAGUGAAAAUUAUAGUUAUAUGAAACUAGAACAAAUGCAGCAUCUUUUCGAAAGAGUUAUAUAAGUAUUUCACAUACAAGGAAAAUUUCUAGUAAUAUCAAAGCGAUAUUUUCAGCUAUAUUUUUUAACAGCUUAAAAACUAUUACUUUAGAAAAAGAAACUGAAACUGACAGACCUCUACAGAUCAGUGAGAUUGAAGAGCCUAUAUGAGAAUCUUCCAUAUAUAUAUAACAGUUAAAGAAAGAAAUAACGCUAUUGCUCUCAUAAAAAAAUGGAAUAUCUCCUGGAAUUGAUAAUGUGCUCAUUGAAGUGAUUAAAUCUUCGGAACCAAUUAUAAUGCCCUUCCUACUUUCUUUGUUUAACAAGAUAUUUCACAGUGGAUGUUUUUGGAACUUGUGGACAAUUAUUAUUCCUUUGCAUUAAAAUGCGGUAUAAAUAAUCCCGAAAAUUGCAGAGGAUCAUCUUUACGUCAGUUCGUCAGGAAAAGAAUAUAAUGUAUAAUGAAAUGACAUACUUUUAAAAUGGAUAGGUGUUAUGAGUAAAGUUUCUGAAAAUCAAACAGGUUUUCACGAAGGUUGUUUGACUGUGGAUCAUAUUUUUAACUUAUAUAUGCAAUGAUUGAAAAAUGUCUAUGUAAAAAGAAGAAGAAAUUUAUGCUGCAUUUAUUGAUGUUAACAAAGGCUUUUGAUUUUGCAAUCGAGCACAGCUAUGGAAAUUAUUGUCUUCCUACAUGUAUGGCUAAAAUGGUAAAAUAAAAGUGUAUACCGAUCAGUUAAAGCAUUUGUUGUAUUCAAUACAGAUUUCACGGAUUAUUUUGAUUGUCCAUUUUGUUUAAGACAAGGGUGUAUGCUAAGCCCUAUGUUAUUUUCACUAUUUGCUACACAUGUUGUUGAAAUCGAUAUAUGCAUGAGAAACUUUCCUUAUAUGUAAUAGAGGAUGAAUUUCACGUUGUACUUGAGUCGUUCCGGGUAAUAUCCGCCCAUUUUCGGACGCCAUGUAACACGCAAUCUUUAUGAGUAGGAGGAAACACAAUAUUUGACAUUAGCCAAUGAAAGACGAGAUACUUAUUCAACAUUACCGCUUUGUCAUAAAGCGUCAUCUACAAUAGCUACACAAGGGCAUGUAAUCGAGUUGGUCAUGUAACAAGCAAUGACGCUCCGUUUCUGCUAAAUCCCCUCACCCUGGCGUGUAUUUCCACUCAUACUUGUAAUAAUAAAUUGUGAUUUGACGUCGUCACAUGACAAUCUGCCUAACAAUUAAAAUUUGUUAAUGGUUAUACAUGUACAACA
Molecule: messenger RNA, 7160 nt
Organism: Haliotis rufescens (red abalone)
Lineage: Eukaryota; Metazoa; Mollusca; Gastropoda; Lepetellida; Haliotidae
Exons: 6
Coding region: 676-2229 (517 amino acids)
Source: RefSeq, a predicted model, not a curated record